AUGGAGUACACUCCAGGUAUACUGAAACUCCCGACCGAGAUGAUCUUAAAGGUCUGCGCCGACAUUUCCCCUCGAUGCACAGAAACCCCCGAAAUUGAUCGGUCCUUCCAAGCCGAUUCUUGUGGUGAUGGUAGCGAUGACAACAGCAAGCCCGACAUUGCCAACAACAACUACCUUCAGCGUGUCGUCCAGCUCACUCGCAGCCUCAUCGCCCGGCCGGAUCUCGCUGGCUGUCUCCGUUCACUCUCGUUCUGCGUCGAGUGGUGCCCCGAUAUUCUUACACUUGACGAUAGGCAGUUCGUGGAGGAUAUGGUUGUCGGCCUCGGCCUUCCCGCGCUCCCCCAUUCCCGGAACAGCGAACUGGCGCUUAUCCACGCGCCCGCCGUCCAAUAUCUGAAGUUCCCGUGCGGGAAAGAUUGGGAAUUGACGGUCCUCCCCGCUCUAGCCUUGCAACAGCGGGAAAAUCAGGCCAACAACACCAAGAGCAACAGCGCCGGUGCCAAGCACACCGAUAUUACCGUCUCAUUCUUGCAUCUGCACACCAUCAACAUUGCCCAAGCAACCAAGCCUAGUUUCGACAUCUACUCCAAGAUCACCCCUACCACCAGCGCGCCCAACCUGCGCGCUCUCAGCCUACCUUCCGACCCGGGCCAGCUCCUACCCCGGCGCGAUAACCCCCGAAAACGCAAGAAGGGACCGGUUCCCCAGCGCCUCCCUCAACUCCCCCACGUCCACCGCAUCAAUUUCCAAAACAAGAGCACCCUCCGCCUGCAAGCCCUGGGCCGCCUGGUGGCCGCCACGCCUCGGCUUGAGGCCCUCGCGUUGCAAUGGCCUCCUCACUGGUCCUUGUACCCCAACGGCAUCGACACGAGGCACAAGAGGACCAUCGACCUGUGGAAAUGCCUGGGGAAGGUGCGGCACACGCUGCGGGAGUUGCGGUUGGAGGUAAAAUGGAAUUGCAUUGAGCCCCUUUUUACAGCGCACAAUGACGACGGGGUGGAGCUUUUGGUGGACGGGCAGCCGAGCCGGGCCAUUCGAGGCCGAGAGUCAAUGCGGGAUUUUGAAUCGCUGGAGCACGUGUCGUUGGACGCGUCGGUGGUGAACGCGUUAUUGGACGUGUGGAGCACGCGGAGAGCACAUUGGCAGCGGGAGGAAGGCGAGUUGAUGACAAUGUUUUUCAUGGAGCUCUUCCCACCGACUGUUCGGACAAUUACGUUGUGGGGGAAUGCGCGCGACGCGAUUGUAUUCAUGAUGUGUUUUAGACAAUUCGCGUGUGAGGUCGGGCGCGGGGGCACGUACCUGAACUUGGAGAGUGUGUCGAUCGCACCGUAUCAGUCAGGGACGGCGCAUUACGGCGCUAUUAUGCCUGAGGACUGGCCAGAACAGGUUGACAGGUAUGUGAAGCAGGAGUUUGCGAGAGUGGGAGUGGACUUUCAUGUCGAUUAUAAGCGUAUUGCCUGGCAGUAUGACGAUAUUGAUGACCUUUGA
This is a messenger RNA of Dichotomopilus funicola, 1488 nucleotides long. RefSeq lists its product as uncharacterized. NCBI's taxonomy places the organism in Eukaryota, Fungi, Ascomycota, Sordariomycetes, Sordariales, Chaetomiaceae. Bases 1 to 1488 code for a protein of 495 amino acids. The record is from RefSeq and is a predicted model, not a curated record. The transcript is spliced from 4 exons.